AAAAAAAAAAAUUGGAAUCAUAUUUCACCACCGGAAGCUCUUCUCCUUCCUAGUAGGUUGAUACUCAUUCAUGCAGCCAUAACCAUUACCCCAAAUGCUUUCGUUUUCGAUCUCUCGUUUCCCUUCAACCCAAUCAUUUCCAAUAAAUCCAACUUUUCCCAUUUACCCACACCAAUUCAAUCCACAAAUUCGCGCUUCUUCUCCAAACAAUAACAACAAUAAAGCUGAAAACUUUCCAACACAAAAACCUACUUCAAGAGCAACCCCAGUUGAGAAUAGCAACGAUGGGGUUCUGUUUGGAAAAAAUAAGAAAAAGGGGAAAGAAAAAGUCUACUGGGUUUGUAGCAAUUGUGGGUACAGUGCAGGACAAUGGUGGGGUGUGUGUAGAUCGUGUAGUGUUUCUGGUACUAUGAAAGAGUUUCGUGAAGCCAAAUCUAGUGAUAGUAAUGCUAAGGUUACUGGCUUUUCGAUUAUGGAAGAUGGUUUGGGGUCUUGGCUACCUCAACACAAUGCUGACUUGCGUCCUUUGAGAUUGUCUGAGGUUAAUCGAGGACUUGAUCAUUUGCAUUGGAGAAUUCCUUUGUCUGGUCCUUUUGGAAAUGAAGUUUCCAGAGUUCUUGGUGGUGGUCUUGUACCAGGCUCGCUGACUUUAGUCGGCGGCGAUCCUGGUGUUGGGAAGAGUACCUUGUUAUUGCAGAUUGCUUCACUAAUUGCAGAAGGGCACAAAGAUGGUGAAGCAUCUCCAGUUGUGUAUGUCUCUGGUGAAGAGAGUGUUGAGCAAAUCGGUAACAGAGCAGACCGCCUAACAAUUGGAUCAGAUAUUUAUUUAUAUUCAAGUAAUGAUAUUGAGGACAUAUUGAAGAAAGUUCAGUAUCUCUCGCCUCGGGCUCUAGUUGUUGAUUCUGUACAAACUGUUUAUUUGAAAGGAAUAAUGGGGAGUCCUGGAGGGAUUAUACAGGUGAAAGAAUGUACUUCGGCUUUACUGCGAUUUGCAAAGACAACAAACAUCCCAGUUCUAUUGAUUGGACAUGUGACAAAAUCUGGAGACAUAGCAGGACCUCGUGUCUUGGAGCAUAUCGUUGAUGUUGUUUUGUAUAUGGAAGGAGAGAAGUACACUUCCCAUCGAAUGCUUCGAGCUGUGAAAAAUCGAUUUGGAUCCACGGAUGAGCUUGGAGUUUUUGAGAUGUCACAUUCAGGACUUGAGGCUGUUUCAAAUGCCAGUGAAAUGUUUCUAAGUGAGCAAGACCUCGAUUCAGAUAUUUUAGCUGGACUAGCCGUUGCUGUAAUAAUGGAUGGGUCCAGAACAUUUCUUAUUGAAAUUCAGGCACUUUGUCUUUCUGGUUCAACAGGAUCAAGGCAAUUUAAUGGUAUCCAAGCAAAUAGAGCCGAUAUGAUCAUAUCCGUUCUUAUAAAGCAAGCAGGUCUGCGUCUCCAAGAACAUGCUGUGUUUUUGAAUGUUGUUAGUGGAUUGACACUGUCCGAGACUGCUGGAGAUCUUGCAAUAGCAGCAGCAAUUUGCAGCAGUUGCUUGGAGCUCCCUAUUCCAAAUGACAUUGCAUUCAUUGGUGAAAUUGGUCUAGGUGGCGAGCUUCGCAUGGUUACUAGAAUGGAAAAAAGGGUACACACAGUGGCGAAAUUGGGUUAUAGAAUGUGUAUAGUACCAAAGGCAGCUGAAAAAGCUUUGGGAAGUGAAGGUUUAGAAAAGAUCAGAGUUGUUGGUUGCAGAAAUCUGAAAGAGGUUAUCAACACUAUAUUUCCCAAUGUGACAAGAAGAAACAAGUGAAUUAUUACAUUGAAUGUAUCUGUGUUGUGCAGAUCAAUAUAUACAUUUUUUGAUGUGAUGUAAAAUGUGAUACAUUAUGAUUAAUAUGUUCGUAGUGUUUUUUGUUUUGGGAGGGGGUAGAGUAACUUGUGUAUAGCUUACGUCACGUACCAAAUGAAAUGAUAGAUACUACUAUUAUGCUUUUCCUAA
This is a messenger RNA of Cicer arietinum (chickpea), 1972 nucleotides long. RefSeq lists its product as uncharacterized. Gene Ontology annotation, molecular function: ATP-dependent DNA damage sensor activity; damaged DNA binding; ATP hydrolysis activity. The record is from RefSeq and is a predicted model, not a curated record. NCBI's taxonomy places the organism in Eukaryota, Viridiplantae, Streptophyta, Magnoliopsida, Fabales, Fabaceae. Gene Ontology annotation, biological process: recombinational repair.